Molecule: messenger RNA, 2263 nt
Organism: Agrilus planipennis (emerald ash borer)
Lineage: Eukaryota; Metazoa; Arthropoda; Insecta; Coleoptera; Buprestidae
Gene: FGF-8
Exons: 5
Coding region: 707-1360 (217 amino acids)
Source: RefSeq, a predicted model, not a curated record
AAUCCGUCGAUCCAGUCUCGACAUCAUCAUCACCGAUGGUGUUGGAAUUCAUCGGAUCUAUCCACCGAGCUCUGGUUGCGCAGCGUCAGUUUUUAUCAGCGACAAGUAGAGUCGAGAAGGUGCGUAGACAGUUCGCGGCCGCGAUACUCCCUCUGUUUACAAAUAGCGGGCAGUAAUAGCUGCAGGAGCAGUAGUAUUAUAGUAGUAGUAAAGAGUACGAAUAGUACCCGUACGUAGUAGGUGCCGUAGUGGUUGGUAGCAGGUAGUAUUGAGACGUGACUUAGUCUGCUCCUGCUGACAAUAAACCAAUGUUUGGCUACGACGAAAAACAACCGCGAUCCUUUCUUCACCUGCAUCAGUGCACGUUACCCUUCAUGGGAAGUCGCUCGUGUUCCGUUGCUCUUCGCACUUUCCUGGAUAAUUUUUGAUCCUGUACGAAGCACCUGUGGUCCGACGUUACGGAUUUUGCUGAAAAUCCAGUGUUCAGAUUGAUCGAUUGUCAGUUUUUGUUAGUGUACUAGUGCCUUCCUUAUAUCGACAUUGGUCGAUUUGAUCUGAUAAUAUUUUUCACACGCACGCACACAUAUAUAUAUAUAUAUAAAUAUUUAUAAAAUUAGUGUUAGUGCGCUCAAGACGCCUUUGUGAUUCUACCUAGGAUCAUGCUGGGUGAUGCUCAAAGCGGCACCACUCGCCCCUGACAUACUGGAUGAGCCCUUAUGUGUUCAAGAUAUCACAGCUUUUAGUAGUACUGGCUCUAGUUAUGAUGCUGAAUAUUGACUUGGCCCUCUGUGGACCUUUUCGUAAUGAUCUGCAACGUGUGAAACCGGCGGCGUUUUACAAUGACUGCUCGAAGAGGUAUCUAAGGAUACGGGGCAAAGAAGUCACGGCAGACGCUGACGAAAAACACAAACUUUAUAUGAUCACACUCACCGAUUCUCAUGGGUUUCUGUUAUUCGAUCCAACGGCCAACACAUUCUUCUGCUGGAAGAAAGCAAAAAAGAACGUACAAUUAAAACUCACUGCACGGAGGAAUCCGAAAGAUCUUUCGAUGUGUACCUUUGAAGAGUUACCAGUGAAUGGCGCAUCAACGAAGUACGUUUCGAUGAAGAACAAAUCUCAAAUGAUGCUCUUCAGGGCCAACGGUUCGCAACUGUUGACCAGAAGAGGCAUGACCAAGCGGAGGUGUCAGCCGGAGAGCUUCAUCCAAGACAAGAAUCAUUUCAAUGAGACGGCAUACGAGAGCAAAGACGAAUUCUGCCGGAGAAUGAAGCGAAUCAAGCACAAGCACAAGAUGGCAGACGAAAUAAAAAAUCUUUGCGGUAUCACGACACCCGUUCAAAUGAGGAAACGCCGUAUGUAAAACAAAAUGGUCUAAUAUUCGACAUCCAACGUUCUUACCAUUGCGAAGUCCAAAAGUCUUUAUAGAUGUCAACUAAAAACAAAGAACAAUAAUAUUCAAUGUAACGCGUUUUGUUUCGUCUCCAAUGUUACGGGGCCAUUUGGAUUACGUUUUUAGAGGUUGAAAUUUAUCGCUGAAUUGGUUUGUGGACUUGGUUAUUUUUCUAAAACGUUGUGGUUGUUAUUGGAUAUUGUUUAAAGAGACUGCUUCUACGUAUAAGUGAUAAAUGUACGCCUCUCCCCAUGCAUCGUCGGCAAAAGUCACAAUAAUAAUAAUAAUAAUAAUAAUAGUAGAGAAUAAUAAUAUUAAUAACAAAUAGUAAUACCUAUUAUUAAUAAUAUUCCAGUGCAUUUCUGUAUCAGUAUUCAAUACAUUCCGUGUUUAAGAGAAAGGACUUCAAACCUGUCUGGAGUUUAUUAGAACCACGUGUAUUUUUUUGUACAAAUUUUUAUUAGGAUUUUAUUUGACCCCCAUGGGGUUUUCUUAACAUUGUUUACGUAUUAACUUCGUUUUUGCAGUUAUUUAUUUCUCCAUUAGCUUAAGGUAAUUAUUCCAAAUCGAAUGUAUUCUUUCUAUUUAUUGAUUUUAACCAGAUAAAAAGUUUCGUACUUAAUCGAAAGCUAGUAUGUGAAGGAGCGGAUCGGGAAUAAAUAGGUUUAAAAUUUAAAGGUUGCCAAAUUUCUUCACAAUUACCAUUUAAUUAAAGAUUAGUAUGUAUUUUCUUUCCCGGGCCAACCAAUUGUAAAGGGAACGUCCAUCAAAUACCACGUACCUAAUAAUGUGUAUAUUUUUUUAGUUUUUCAUUACCGCAAAAAAGCAAAUAAAUUUUGAGAAUAAGAACAAAAUACUAUCCAAAAUAUGUUG